Molecule: messenger RNA, 204 nt
Organism: Protopolystoma xenopodis
Lineage: Eukaryota; Metazoa; Platyhelminthes; Monogenea; Polystomatidea; Polystomatidae
Source: the annotation of a GenBank genome assembly
AUGAUUUGUGUUCAGGCUGGAAUGGACGAGCUGCGUCGGCAGGUUCAUGAGCACCGCUGCGUGGUAGCUGCUUUGGACGCCUCGCAGCAUCAACGCCUCUCAAAUAUCCUGGCUCAGGGUGAUCUACUCACAAAUAAUGUUCAUUUAGCGGAAAAGGUGCAGAAUAAGUGCCGAAUGUUAGUACAGAGGUUAGUUAAAUUGUAA